GGGACACACCAAUCGUUCAUCAUUUUAAUCAGUUUUAAAUUGAUAAUUAAUUGUUACACAGCCCUGGGGAACAGCAGCAGAGCCAGGACUCCAACCUGACCCUGUGGCUCUGGGAUCAGCCUGUUCUCCAUCCUCUGCCCAGGAUGCAGAGGAGACACAAACCCACUGCUCUGCCUCAGAGGAUGCUGCAGCUGGAAAUUUGGGACAGAGAGGCCCAAUUUUUAUUUUUUUUUUCUUUGGGGUUUUUUUGUGUGUUUGAGUGGUGAGUCCCAGCCCCCGAUUGCUGUGCCCCAGGCGUUUGUUGUGGCAUUAAUAAGCAAAAUCAGCGUGUGGGGACGGUGAUGUGCCAUGUGCCGGGGAGCAGCACCCUCCUGUGGGCCAGGCCUGAAUUCCUGAGCUGCGGGAAUGGCCGGGUUUGCUGCUACUCGUACUUUACAAUAGGUGUAGUUACAGCACCUGGUACUGCAUGCCCGGCCUUGCAAAAUCUCUGUCGUGUGUGUCGGUGUUCCUUCAGAUAAAUCGGUCUGGGCCAGGGGAGGUUUGGGUUGGAUUUUGGGACAGGUUCUGUCCCCAGAGGGUGCUGGCACUGCCCAGGCUCCCCAGGGAAUGGUCCCGGCCCCGAGAGCUCCAGGAGAGCUUGGACAACGCUCCAGGGAUGUCCGUGGUGGGAUUUUGGGCCAGGAGCUGGACUUUGAUGGUCCUUGUGAGUCCUUUCCCUUUAUCCUGUGGUUCCAUCCCAGGUUCUGUGGCUUUCUCAGGUCAUGGCCAGUAAGAGCCAGAAAAACCUGCGAGCAGCUGUGAGGGCAGUUCUGGGCAGCUCUUGUGACAUUGUGGCUGCAAACGUGUCCUUGAGUGAUGGAAAAUAUUUUCCUGGCCCAGAAUGGCUCAGCUUUUACCUGAGGAUGCCUUUUACCUUAGGGGACCUCUGUGCACAGGCUGCAGUUUCUGUCUUGGUGCCAAUAACAGAGUGAAAGGAGCACUCGGGUGUGGGGAAUGCCCGCAGGAGCUUCCUCCUGGAAAGCAGAGAACAACCUUCACCUCCAGCAAAACGAGCCUGGUUCACAGCUGAGAUAAGCAGGUUUAGCCUAACCUAACCUGCUGACACCUUGUACCUGUGCUGCUUUAGGCUCUGCCUUACCUGGGUUAACUGAGCCUUGCCAUCCACGCUGCUGUAGCUGGUGGGACCCCCCAGCCCCAUCUCCUGCCUCUGGGGGCUGCUUGGGACCGGUGUCCCAGGGCUCCAGCCCCUUCAGGACCCUCCACACAAACUUCUCAGUGCUUUGUUACAGCUUUUGCAGCACUUCCUCAGGAAGAAACUUCACCACCCCUGUUCCCAAACCUCUUGACUCCCACCACACCCUGUGACAGCAUCCCAGUGUUUGAGUGGUGGGAAAAAGCUUCUCCUUCUGUCUAAAAUCUGAUGGAAGAGCCAAUAUUGUCAUGUGGCAGGAGAUUGGAUUGGGUGUUAGAAGGGAAUUCUGCACUGGGUUGGAAGAUCAUCUCAUUCCAAACACCUUCCACUAUCCCAGGUCAGCUCCAAGCCCUGUCCAAGCUGGAUUUGGACACUUCCAGGGAUGGGACAUCUUUUCUGAGCCCCCUGUGCCAGGUCCUCACCCCCCAAACAAUGACAACCUGGGCUGGGUGCAAUUCAGUAUGAAAUAGAAAUGUGUUCUCCAUGCUCUGACUCCACUGUAUUCAUCUGGAAUCAAUUUAACCUCUUUGCAGAGCCAUUACAGCCCUUCCAAUAAUUAACUGGAUAAUCUGGAGAAGGCUCACAGGCACUGGGAAUGUGUCAAGCAGGGAAAAACCUGGGGACAGCAACAAGGGGCAGCAAAAGCUGGUAAGGAAUUUAUUUCAUCCUUGUUGUAUAAAGACAAAAUGCUCCCCAAAACCUCUGGAGCUGAUGUGCUUGGCUCUUUUUUUUUCCCCCAUCUUCCAGGAGGGAAAAUGUUCUUUAUUGCUGUUUAUUUGUAGUUCCCCUGCUCCCUCUCAGCCCCCACAUACAGUCCCAGGGGCAGUGACAUUUUUGGCCUCUCAGUAUUUGUGUUAUCUUUGCCCUGCUGCAGCCCCUGCCAGCGAACAGGGGGCUGCAAAAACUGCUCUGUUUCCUGGGAUGUGUUAUCUCUUGCAGAAAUGCAAAUAAUCCCUUUCCAAGAAACAACUGGAGAGGUUCUGUUCAGCUUUUUUUUCCCUUGGGUGCUUCUGUUGAAUUUUGCCAUCUCAGCAGUGGCACCAGUUCUGGGCUUGUCUCAUUUUCCUUGUUUUCCCCUUAAAAAUGUUGCUGUUUUGCAGUAAAUACAUUUCAAGUGAAGCUGACCUGGCAGCCAUCCUGUCCAGCCCCCCAGCUGAAGGUGAGGAAAAGCAUCUCUCUUAACCUGGCACCUUUACCUGGCUCACUUCCUAGUUUUAUUUACUUUUUUUAAUAAAAAUUGUCAUCUAAGUGCUGGGGAGCAGUGGGGACAGCCACGUCCUAAGUCAGGCUGGCCCUGAGAGGCUUCCAGAAGCCAAAUAAUCACAAAUGUAUUUACAAACCCUAAAGCAAACCAGGACCCCUUUGUGCAGAGCAGUUAAACCCAAGGAAAACUGGAGGUGCCAACACUAAAACAAAAGGGAUGCAUUGACACAGCAGCACAGAGUUCAACUUGCUGCAUUUACCUGUUGCAAAAUGCCUGGAUAACAAUCACAGACACAGGAAAUUCCAUGGUUUUUGCUAACUUGGAGCUGGAAAACAGCAGCUGCUGCUCCCACAUUUCCUUGUACCUGGAGCUUGUCUGCUCUGCUGUUUCUCACCAGGCUGCAGAUGGAUGGAUGGAUGAUGGAUGGAUGGAUGAUGGAUGGAUGGAUGAUGGAUGGAUGGAUGAUGGAUGAUAGAUGGAUGGAUGGAUGGAUGUUCAAUUGCUCACACUCCAUGCCAGGAAUAAAAUCUUUGGAUUUCAUGCUCUGGAAAGCACAGGCAGGGUCCUGUCUCCACCUGCAUUGUCCAAAAUGGUCUGUGCAGCCCAGCCUUGCCCAGGAUGGAGCUGAACAUGGAGCGAGUUUAUAGUGGCAAUAAAGAGCAAGCCUGGAAGAUGCUUUUGGAAACAAACUGUUCCAGCUGUGCUGACCUUGCAUGGGGAAGGCAGCACAGCCCCGGGUGGCUCAAGGUCACCUGAAGGUCCCUGGUGGGUUUCUUUUUUGUGAUGCAUUUCCCACAGAAAAUGUGAAACUUUUGUGUUUUCUGCCCUUGCCUCACCUCAUCCAGAAAAAGGAAUUGCAGAGAUGUCACCAGGGGUGUUUUACAGCCCCUCUGCUGGGAUGGAGGACGUGGAGUGGCCUCUCCUCAGAGCCCACAGAAUUUCCAGCACAGAGAACCAAACUCACCGGGAAACCAGCGGGGACAAGGAGCUUGGGAACUGCAAAAAGUCUGGAAUAUUUAAAGUAUGGAAUAUAUUGAAAUAGAUAUUUAUUAUCUGAGUAUACAAAAACAACUGUGAGUUUGAACACAAGGAAGGGGAGAAAAAAGUUCUGAGGGAGGAUGGCAGGGAAGGAUUGGAGGCAGAAGCCUCAGAGAGGUGGAAGAGCUUCAAAGCUCUAUCAGGGCAUAAAGGAAAUCUUAACAAAUAAAAGAGCUCCAGAAUGUAUAAAUGAAGAUGGAAUUUGGAAGGAAAAGCAGCAGCAGGCAGUGGCAGCAGGCUGGAGGCUGAGGUAACCUAAAUCCUGCCACGCAAGAAAAAGUGUUUGCCCCAUUUUUGUGCUGGACAGGGCAGAGAUCCAGAGCUGGAUCUUCCUAAAUUAGAUCAAACCCAAAGAUGGAUUGUGCUCAACUGUAUCUCAUCCCAGGGAACAAUCAAAAGUCCAGCCUGGCCAGCUCUUCAAUGGCUGACUCAUCACUUCUUCAGUGAAUUUUAAGAUGAAGGAUUCGUAGAGAAAAUGGAAAUUUGGGUAAUUUGCGAGGGAAGAAAAUGGAAAAAGAAAAUGAGUGAGUAGAGACCACAUCAUCCAGGCCAAGGCACAAAAUGAGCUGUAACCAGGAACUGUACAAAGGGUGUGAAAGGAUCAUCCCAGCACAGGAGGAAUGAGGAGGCCAAGGAAAGAUGGAGUGAGAUACUGAGAGCAGGGGAAGGGAGAGGGGAACUCUCAACCGUGCACCUGGAAAUACACGAGCUCUGGAGGAAUGGCAGGGGAAAGAGAAUUGAUAUAAAUAGAUAAAAACAUGGAGCAGCUGCCUCCUUAGCAUGUGCUCUCAUUUUCUCCUGCUGCCAGAGAACACGGGUGUUUCUUAUUUAUUUACUCCUAAUUACUGAGAUCCAGACUUCCCCUGAUGAGAUAAGUGUAGCUCAGGAUGCUGCUUUUCCCCUUCUCUUCCCUCAGGGUGUCUACCCAGCAUCUACAUCCAAACCCUGUGGAAAUUCCACCUCUCCAUCCCCACUCCAGCUCUCCCAGUGCCCCCUGUGCUCUCAGCCCCCUCUCCAAGGAAAGGCAUUUAUCCAUGGGGCAUGGAACAACCAAAAAAUCUGGAUUAGCUCAGUGGAAAAGAGAUGGAAAAGAAGGAGGCAGAGCAAGGGAAGUGGGAGUGUGUGCUGAGAGGUCUGGUGGAGGUUGUUGGCACAGCUGACAAGGGCAGAGCAGUUCCAGCUGGCAUUUAUGAGGCUGCUCUUUCUGUUCAGGGUGAUGAACAGUCCUUUUUUUCCUGGCUGCUGGUGCAAUUGCUCACCUUUACCAAAUAAUAUGACCCUGCUCUUCUCCCAGUUGUGUUUCUGCACAGCAAAGCCCCUUGUUACGUGUGCUGGUCUCUAAAAGGCUCUGCAAAAUGUGAAUUGUGUAGAUUUGGCACAUCCAAAGUUCUGCUGUCUCCCUGAAAUAACCUGUGGCACCACAGCUUUGCUCUCUGCUUUACAGAGCCUCUGUGGGGGAAAAACUGCCAGGAAAGGAAACUCAUUCUGGAACGAGCUUUGCUCCUUGGUUUUUGGCACAAAAGCUUGUCCAGAAUAGAUGAAAACCUGAGAAGCCCAGCAGGACCUCAGCUCGCUCAGUUCAGGGAGGGGCAGAGCAGAGAGGUGUUUUUCCAUCAUUCCCCUUGUUUAGCAAACACUUCUCCAGAUCCAAGCAAUCCUCUUAUCUGGCAGGACCACUUUUCUAAGCCCCUUCAAUCAUUCUUCGUGUCCAGGAGGAGUUGUCAGCCAAAAUACCCUCUCAGCAUGGUGUUUGUUUCCCAAACACAGCUCUGUUUGGUGGCUGCACCAUCUCCAGCAGCUGAUAAAAGAGCCAUGGCUCGCUUCAGGAGCUCAGAUCCCAAGGGAAGAGGCUCCUGGGCCAGGUUUCCCUGUGCCCAGGGGUGGCUGCGAGGUGCAGACAGGUCUGUCCCCAGGGGAGGAGAAGCCCCAGGUGGGGAGGGAACACCCAACUUGCAGCCAGAGCUGCGCUGGGGCCAUGGAGGGCACGUCCAGCAAAGCUCAGGAGGCUCCUGCCACUUUUAUCACCCUGGAGGAGCACGAGUCCCCAGGCUGCAGCAGCAGGGAGCUGAUCCUGGAGCGAGCCAGAGCCGCCUGCAGCUGCAGCCCCCGAUCCCUGCGCCGGCUGCUGCCCGUGCUGGAGUGGCUGCCCCGCUACAGCCCCCGCACCCAGCUGCUGGGGGACGUCGUUUCGGGGCUCCUGGUGGGGAUUGUGGCCAUCCCUCAGUCCAUCUCCUACUCCCUGCUGGCCAACCAGGACCCCAUCUAUGGCAUCUACACCAACUUCUUCUGCAACAUCAUCUACGCGGCCACGGCCACGUCGCGCCACGCCAGCGUGGGCUCCUUCGGGGUGCUGUGCCUCAUGGUGGGGCAGUCGGUGACGCGCCACCUGCAGCUGGCGGGGUACGGGGACAGCGGUGCCGCCCUCGGGGACAACUCCAGCUCCCCCAGGAACGGGACAGAGGCCUGUGACAGGAGCUGCUACGCCAUCACCGUGGCCCUCUCCUUGAGCUUUCUGGUCGGUCUUUACCAGGUCCUGCUGGGGCUUUUACAGAUGGGCUUCGUGGCUGUCUACCUGUCAGAGCCUCUGCUGGGGGGCUUCGUGACCGGCUCCAGCCUCACCAUCAUCACCUCCCAGAUGAAAUAUCUGCUGGGCCUGAAAAUCCCUCGUCACGAGGGGGUGGGCUCCUUCAUCCUCACCUGGGUGGACCUUUUCAGGCACAUCCACACCACCAACAUCUGUGACCUGCUCACCAGCCUGGUGGCUUUGGCCAUCAUAGUGCCCAUCAAGGAGCUCAACGAGCGCUACAAGGAGAGGAUGAAGGCCCCGUUCCCCAUCGAGCUGCUGGUGGUCAUCGUAGCCACGGUCGUCUCUCACUACUUUGACUUUGAGCAGCGCUACCAGGCCGCUGUGUGUGGGGACAUCCCCACGGGCUUCAGGAAGCCCACUGUCCCUGACAGCAGCCUGUUUCCCAGCCUGGCACUGGACGCUCUGCCCAUCGCUGUCAUUGGCUUCGCCAUGACCGUGUCCCUGGCAGAAAUCUUUGGCAAAAAGCACGGCUACGCCGUCAGCGCCAACCAGGAGAUGAUCGCCAUCGGCAUGUGCAACCUCAUCCCUUCCUUCUUCUACUGCUUUGCCAGCUCUGCUGCCCUGACCAAGACGCUGCUGAAGGAGUCCACGGGGAGCCAGACCCAGGUGUCAGGGCUGGUCACCUCCCUGGUGCUGCUGCUGGUGCUGCUGUGGAUCUCCCCGCUCUUCUACUCGCUCCAGACCUCCAUCCUGGGGGUGGUCACCAUCGUCAACCUGCGGGGCGGCCUCAGCAAGUUCCGGGACACCCCCAGGAUGUGGCAGCUCAGCAAGCUGGACACGGUGGUGUGGUGGACAACCAUGCUGUGCUCCACGCUGGUCACCACGGAGAUCGGGCUCCUCGUGGGCGUUUGCUUCUCCCUGCUCUGCAUCAUCUUCCGCACGCAGAGACCCCGGGCCACGCUCCUGGGCAAGGUCAGCAACAGGGAGAUCUACGAGGACCAGGCCACCUACAAACAGCUCAGCAGCAUCGCCAACGUCAAAAUCUUCCGCUUCGAGUGCUCCCUCUACUACGCCAACAAGGAUUAUUUCAGGGCUGCUCUGUACCAGAAAACCGGGGUCAAUCCCGUGCUGCUGGCCACCAGCCACCCUGGGCCGGGGGCCACCACAGCCACAGGCAGCAGCAGGGGCUCUGGGGACGGCUUUGGCUGCCUGAAGCAGGCCAGGAGAAGGGCUGAGACACCUCCAGCCCGUCUCCCCUGCAGGGAUAUGCACACCCUAAUCCUGGACUGCGGGGCCAUGCAGUUCAUAGACACCGCGGGGCUCUCUGUGCUGAAGGAGACGCACCACGACUACCUGGGGGUGGGGGUCCAGGUGCUCCUGGCCAACUGCAACCCCUCCAUCCGCCGGCGGCUCCGGGAGGGAGGCUGGGCCGGCCAGGCAGGCGCUGGGGGCCCGCUGCCCUUCCACAGCAUCCACGAUGCCGUGCAGUUUGCUGAGCGCUGCCACCGCGGGGAGAGCAGGGACGCACAGGCUGCGCUCCCCGACCCCGGAGAUGUGAACUUGCAGGUGUCUUUGUAGCCCUGGUGCGAGGAAAGGCUUCCAACGGGGAGCAGGCUCGGUGUUUGGGCCACCAGAGAGAGCAGGAGGGGCUGGGAUGGGGCAGAAGGGUCAGAGAGGGGUU
This is a messenger RNA of Parus major (Great Tit), 7642 nucleotides long. RefSeq names its product sulfate transporter-like. Gene Ontology annotation, biological process: transmembrane transport. Gene Ontology annotation, molecular function: oxalate transmembrane transporter activity; sulfate transmembrane transporter activity; bicarbonate transmembrane transporter activity. Bases 5410 to 7539 code for a protein of 709 amino acids. Gene Ontology annotation, cellular component: membrane. The record is from RefSeq and is a predicted model, not a curated record. The transcript has 3 exons. Lineage: Eukaryota; Metazoa; Chordata; Aves; Passeriformes; Paridae.